Molecule: messenger RNA, 824 nt
Organism: Sipha flava (yellow sugarcane aphid)
Lineage: Eukaryota; Metazoa; Arthropoda; Insecta; Hemiptera; Aphididae
Exons: 3
Coding region: 1-618 (205 amino acids)
Source: RefSeq, a predicted model, not a curated record
AUGGUGGAUAAUGUUAUUCUUGUCGAACCAGUUACUGAAGCAGUUGCUAGUCAAUUACCAGCAGUUGAUUCAUUGAAGGAGUUAAUCAUUCCACCCGAGUUUACAACAACAUUAGUUGGUAAACCAUUUUUAUUAUAUGAUAGUUAUUCACAAAAUCAAGAAAUUCCACGCAUAUUAAUUUUUUCAACUACGGAAAAUCUUGAUAUGAUGGAACAAGCUGCAAUAAAUACAGUGAAAAAAGUAUUUCCUCAAACGGAAAUAAAUGGAUGUUUUUUCCACUUUUGUCAAUCUAUAUGGAGACAUAUUCAAAACACAGGAUUUGCCGUAAAAUACCAUGAAAAUUCCGAUUUUGCAUUAAAUAUUAAAAUGUUAAAUGCAUUAGCAUAUGUUCCACCAGAGUCUGUUAUUACUGCAUUCGAAGACCUAUUACAAACUGAUUUUUAUAAAGAACAUGAAACAAUAUUGACACCUCUCUUAGACUAUUUUGAAGACACAUGGAUAGGUCGUAUUAGUCGUAACAGACAACGAAGAUCCCCAAAGUUUUCGAUAAAAUUAUGGAACUGUUAUGGUUUGAUUAAAAAUGACAUACCAAGGACCAAUAAUGCCAUUGAAGGAUAGCAUAAUUCAUUUAAAUCAAUUUUAAAUGCAGUUCAUCCUUCAAUUUGGAAAUUUAUCGACGCUUUAAAAAAAGAGGAAAAGUUGAAUCGAGUGAGAAUUCAUCAGUUUAUUGCAGGUAAUGAUCCAAAACCAAAACCAAAAAAAAAAUACAAAGAUUCAGGAUUAAGAAUAAAAAAUAUUUGUGAAAAAUUUCAUUCAAGAUCAAC